Messenger RNA from Exophiala aquamarina CBS 119918, 744 nucleotides. RefSeq lists its product as uncharacterized. The record is from RefSeq and is a predicted model, not a curated record. The transcript is spliced from 3 exons. Lineage: Eukaryota; Fungi; Ascomycota; Eurotiomycetes; Chaetothyriales; Herpotrichiellaceae. Bases 1 to 744 code for a protein of 247 amino acids.
AUGGCGUCAUUUGCGGCAAAACUUGUGGCGAAGAAGCUCUUCCAGGAGACUUCGGCCAACAAGCAGGGCAAAGAGGAUCCUUUCUUUGAGACCAUCCCCGCAACACGGUUGGGAGGCAUGUACAAGACGACCAAGAAGAGGCGCAGAGCGCUUCCUCCAGGCCUGACUCCUGAGGAGGAAAAGAUUCUCACAAAGGCAAAGAGACGAGCAUAUCGGGUCGACUUGUCCCUUGGCAGCUUUUUCGGAACACGAUUUGGUUGGGGCGCAGUCAUUGGCUUGAUUCCUGCCAUAGGUGACUUCGUCGAUUUGCUGCUAGCCUUCAUGGUCUAUCGCACCUGCUGCUCUGUCAAGCCUGAGUUGUCCACCAGUGUCAAAAUGAAAAUGAAGUUUAACAUGGCUAUCGACUUUGCCAUAGGCCUGAUACCAUUCGUUGGAGACAUCGCUGAUGCGGCGUACAAGUGCAAUACCAAGAACGUCGUCAUUUUGGAGGAGGAACUGCGCGAGCGUGGCAGAAAACGCCUGAAGGGUACACCGCAAGCCAAUGUCGCAGAUCCAAGUCUUCCAGAUGAAUUUGAUUAUCAGAACGAGGAACGCCUCGUUCAGCAGAACGGCCCGCCUCCAAAGUACGCUUCACAGCGCGAGUCUAGAAGAUCGCGCCGCGAUCGAGACCGGCGAGACAAUGGAGACUAUGAUGCCGAAGCUGCUGGGGCAGUUGCACCACCCAUGCCAGCAAGAACUCGCUGA